Molecule: messenger RNA, 5727 nt
Organism: Hippocampus comes (tiger tail seahorse)
Lineage: Eukaryota; Metazoa; Chordata; Actinopteri; Syngnathiformes; Syngnathidae
Gene: ccdc18
Product: coiled-coil domain containing 18
Exons: 24
Coding region: 479-4348 (1289 amino acids)
Source: RefSeq, a predicted model, not a curated record
AGACAAUUCAAGUUUUUGGUGGCUAUUUGGCUAAUGCUAAGACAUCGAUUAAUAAGGAAUUAGAAGAUGAAUUCAAAUGAGACCGUUUUUAAAAAAAGUUAAGAAAACAACAAACACCAAGCUAUUGUGCAAUUUAUGCACAUCGCCAAGGUGGUUGUAGGGUUGGUUUUACUUUUAAAAGACCGCAGCGAAGUUAUAUCUCUCGGCUAGCGACCUGUUGAUUAGCAACCAUCGUUGUUUACAUUUAGCCUACUAACAGGCUACCAAUUUGUUGAAAUGUAUCGUUUAUUCUUAAAGGUGUCCAACAAAUACCAGUAAAGCCGAUAAUUUACCACCGUAAAAGUCGUUCACAUAUCCGGUUGCAUUUAACCAAUGAUGGUGCAGAAUGUUAAUGACGAAGAUUGAUCAGACUGGACUCUUGAUGAAUCUUGCCUAGACUUGAAGGGCAGCAACCUGUCCGCUUCGUGCCGUCCACGAGAUGGAGUCUGUUUCUGUGAAGCGAAAAAUGGGUUAUGCACGCCAAGAAAAUGCCCGUCUUGCCAUGCAGGAUGUUCAACUCAUCACUGACCUGGAUGCUACACCGUAUGAACUCCUGUCCUCCAGCUCUCGGGACCACCUGCGAUGCUCAAAUGGGUGGUCUGUUAACAACGUAUCGGUCAUGAUGAAUGAGCAAAUGUUGCAUCUUGAAACAGCGGUUGAGACCAAAGCCAAAGAACUUAAGGCGGCAGAGCUGAGGGCAGAGCGUUGUCAGGAAGAAGCAGCACACAGUGACAUCAUGAUAACAACUCUGACGGAGAAACUAAGCGCUCUGAGAGAAGAGCUGGCAACCAAGACGGCUCUGGCCAAAAGGGCGGAACAACAAAGAAACCAAGCCCUCGAAAAUGCAGAGAAGCUCAAAGAAGCUUUCAAAGAGUACAAGGCCACCAUUGCCAGUAAACUUCAAAAGGUGACGGAGAAUGAAACCAAAUUAAAAGACAGUCUGAUCGAGCGCGAUCGUGAAAAAGAAGAGUUGGAACGAAAGUGCACCACGCUGGAGAGAGAAAAAGGCGAUCAAAGUCAUACAAUCAGCCAGCUAAAGGAGGACGCGAGGCGGGCAAAGACUUCUGCCGCUGAGUAUUCGGACCUCCAGGCCCAGCUGGAGGAUGCCGAGCGGCGGAGCUCAGACUUCCGCAGGCAGCUGACGGAGCGCAGCGCUGACUGCAGGGAGCUGGGCUCUCUGCGCAAGGAAGUGGAAGACCUGCGCGCCGUGACGAAGAACCAGGAGCUGUGCCUGGCCCAGAGCCGCAGAGUAGCCCAGCAGAGCCAAGCAGAGGCCACCAGCCUGGAGGCCAUUUUAUCUCUGCUGCAUCUCAGAGAGGAUGCUCUUGGACCAUUGUGUGUCAGGCCCUGCAUUUUGCCCCCGGUGGACCAUUCAGCAACUGCACAAACGCUGAACCUGAAACCCGGUGAAGGCUACCAGCAUCUAUUACAAGUUCUUCAGGUGAAGGAGGCCGAGCGGAUGAAACAACGCAGCCUGGUCGAGAAGCUUCAGGACCGCCUGAGCCGAGCCCAGGAGGAGAAUUUGUCUCUGCAGAGCUCCUUGGCCCAAAGUGCUUCUCACUACCAAAACCUCCAGAUGGAGCUGAUGGACAAAGCCAACCAAGCCGUGGCCUCAGAGAAAGAGCUGAAGAGGAAGAGUGCUCGAGUUGCGGCGCUGGAAAAACAGUUAGAGCAGAAAACGUCCGCCUAUGCUCAGGCUGCGUUGAAGAAUACAGAACUGGAUAACCAGCUGCAGGAGAAGACCAGCACUCUUCAACACUACCAAACUCUGAUGAGCAAAAAGCAAAGAGAAUACCAACAAUCUUUGGAGAAGACUAAACAAUCACAUAGUCAGCAAUGCACCGAGCAGCAGCACAGAAUUGACGUGCUGCAGCUGUCUGUGGACGAUGCUCAUUCUCGGCUGCUCGAGGCGAAGCAGGAGCUGACUUCUCUCCAGAAAGAACGUGAUGGGGCGCUAGCCUUCGUUGAAGAGCUGAAACAGGAGAAGCAAAUUGAAGCGAGACACAAUGAGGAGCUGCUCCAGACUUUACAGGAGCAGGCAGCUGAGUCGGCCACCAAGAUAAGUGAGCUCCAGUCGUCCCUGUCAGGCUGCCGAGAGGAGCUGACGCGGCAUCUUCAGCAGAUGGAGGAGAUGCGCAAGAGCUACGAGUCUGAGCUGCAGAGAUCCAAAGACCAGGUGCGUUCGCAGCAGGAAAAGCUUCACGACGCCACUCGGGUGGCUCAGGCUUCCAGUGAGCAAAACCUGCAGCUUCAGCUUUCUCUGCAGCAGCAGCAGACGAUGCUGACUGAGAGCACGGCCCGCAUCGCCGAACUGGAGGAUAGCCAGAGUCAACUGCAGCAACAGGUGUCCACUUUAGAGCAUCAGCUGGAGCGAGCUCGAGCCGCUCUGCAGGACGAAUUGAGGACCAGAUGGGAAGACGACGUGGAGAAAGACAAAGACCUGCACGACGUGAAGGAAAAGAACACGAAACUGGCUGAGACGCUCAACCAAGUGACCACGGAUGUGAAAAACUACCAAGUGGAGCUCAAGUCGAAGGAGUCGGAGCUGCAGAGUCUGCGGAAGGACGUCACCAUCAAGACAACUCAGAUCAGCGUCAUGGACAAGAACCUGCAGCAAACAAGGAGCCUGCUUGAAAACAAGAAUGACUUGGUGGCGGACUUGGAGGAGAAGCUCCAUCGCUGCGAGGCAGACAAACACAACUGCGUCCAGAAGGGUCAGCAUCUCGAGGGCCAGCUGCACACCCUCCUUGUUGGAGAUCAGAAUCCCAUCAGCAGCGACUGGAGACGUUACUGCGGGGACUUGAAAAAGCUCAUUCAGCUCCUUGUUGGAGAUCAGCGAGUUUUGUUUCAACCAUUGGACACGUGCAUUCAUAAGUCGAGAGGUCAUUUUAGGUUCAUCCUUAAAAUAUACCAGAAAGCCCAAAUCCCGAUGUAUUUUGAGGUGAACAUUUCCCGCAGCGCUCCUGAGCUUUCAAAUCCGAAUGCCGGCGUGUUUCAGGAAUCCCAUCAGCAGCGACUGGAGACGUUACUGCGGGAACUUGAAAAAGCUCAGCGUCACUGCAAAGCUCUCACGUCACAACUGGACGCCAUCAAGCUGCAGGAGAACGAGUUGGACGGGAGGCUGAGGCAUGCAGAGGAGGAGCUGGCUUUGAAGGAGACGCGCUGGCGGCAAUCAGAGGCCAAAUUGCAGAAUGCGGUCGCUUCUUUGGAGCAGGAGCUGGAUCUGGAGCGGAAUCAACACGACAAGGAGCUGGAGUCCCUGCAACAGACUCGAGGUCAGCUCCUCAAAGUGUCCUCGCACAUGUCAUCCUCGCAGGAGAAGCUCACCUCGAAGCUCCGGCAGCAGGAGAUCCAGCUGGACCAGGCCAAAACCCAGCUGGAGCAGACUAAGAUGGAGUUGGACCGCACCAAGGCCCAAGCCGGUCAUCUCCAAACUCAGUUAGAGGAGAGUCAGAGCGGGCUCCUGCGCACUCAGACUCAGCUGGAGAGGAGCCGCAAGUUGUACGAGAAAGUCAAGGCUCUGAACGGUCAGCUCCAAAUGCAGCUGGAGCAUCUCGGUGCUCAGUCGAAAGAAGCCGGAGACCAAGCGGCUCAACUCCACGCUCCGCUUGAAUCCUCUCAGAGGUCCGUAGAGACCUCUGGUGAGUCCCUACUCAUCAAGGAGUCUGAGAUGACUCGUCUCCAACCAAAGAUCUCCAGUCUGAAGCGUGCAGCUGAACAUCACAUUCCAUCCUUCUGCAAUUCCAUCGGCUCCCUGUCAUCCAUCCAGCCAUGGAUACACCCCCAAGAGGACACCUCAUCCUCGCACCACCCUCCUUCCUGUCCCAGUAUGCAUCCAACGACCAGCAUCUCUCCAUCACUCGCUCACAGGACGUCACUUCCCUCCCAAAGCACAACCUCGCCUCCAUCCGAUGCAGGCCUUGAGCUGCUUCUCCAGAGCUGUAGCAACGACCUGUCCCUCGAUCUCCCCCCAAGCCUCAAGGCUACUCUGAAGGAAGCGCUGAGUCAGCAGCCGUGGGAGUCGUCCGACUCGGACUCGGUGGACCGCAGCUGGCAGGCGCUCAGCAGCACCGAGCCGCCAUCGAGCUGUGACCUCUCCUUUGACCCCCUCACCUACAUGCCGGAAGACACCAGCGCCAGUUCAGAGCAGACCAUCACGGAGGAGGGAGAAGACGAGCGGGGAGGGGUGGACACCCCGGAUGAGCACAUGAGCUCAUUGAAGGGAAUGUUGCGAUUCGUCAAUCAGACUUUAGCCAAUCAGGAGGAUCCGUCCGUCCUUGCGGAGCUCCCCGGGGUCGUUGCGGAGUGAACGUAGCCUCCAGACUAGCCUGACACGAUAAGAUUGUAAUCCAUUGUGGCCGAGGAUGUGCACCAUCAGCUGUCUCCGGCCUGCCAGUGGGGCCUACUGUCACUUCCUGUUCAAUGAGAGCAUUUGCCAUGCUGCCACUUUAGCACCAGUUAGGCAUUCUGACAUCAACAAAUAACCUCAGUACAUGUUCGAAUGCCAGUUUGUUGUAUGAAAAAAGAGACCAAGACUCAGCAUCAUUUUAAAACCUCCAUGAAUGUAACCCGUAAUUUUUCUCGCUUUCUAGCUGCAGCUUGUUGGUUUUGUGCACACACUGAUAUGAAUUUGGGCUUCUUUUAUUGUUCCUCCCUAUAUGGCUUUGUUUCUGUACAAUGUAAACACACCCCUUGUGUCAAUAAUGUAUACGAACCCCACACACGGGUCUCAAUGAAGAUUUGUCUGCUUCAGCUGUGCCUGAGUGGACAAUAAAUGUUUAGACAGGCGUCAAUGGGUUUUGCUUUCUGUUUGGCAUUUUGCUGGCUCAGGCUCAUUUCAGCAAGACAAGAAAAGUUAUCUUCUGCUUGGCCGUGGGAUAUUUUGGCAAACACCUGGGAACUGUUUUGAAUUGCAGAUAAGACAGUUUAGCUUCACGCUAACAUACUGCGAAACGCCAUAGAUUUGCUCACAAAUAGCAUCUACAAUAUGCUAUUUAUAGGUUAUAACCUUUUACGCAACAGAUAUUUGAACUCCAAUGGUGGCGCAACCUAUGUAGACAGAUAAUAGAGCAAUACUCUUGAUCAUCUACAAAGAAUCACAAAUAUUACUGCAGCUUCCUGGGUAGUUUUUACCAGGUUCAUGUGCUUCCAUCUGUCUAUAUUAUAUUAUACUGCCCCUAGGUAGCAAAGUCAAAGUGAAUCAAAAAAAAAAAGUAGCAAAAACAUUCUGUUCAAUAGUGUCCUUACUGUAUGUUUUUAUAUAGUACAAUGUACUGUUAUAGGAUUGUAUUUAAUAAAUAUUUUUGGAACUAUUUCAGUGAAAUUAGAUACGUGGGACACACCGGUUGGAAGUCCAGGUUUAGGGGAUACAAAUGAGUGUGGUCCAUAAAGUGGAAAGCGAGCAGUGUUUCCCAACCUUUAUUAGAAUUACUUUUGUAAAGAUAACAAAGUAUUGCCGCACAUAUUCCUACCUUAAGGCACACACGCACAAGACCUCUUUAAGCUCAAAAGCAAACAGCCGCCGUGCUAACAUUGCUCGUCUGUGUUUCAGGUGAACUCAGUGGACUUUGUACCCUCCCUGUUUGAACACAUUUUAUAUCCGGAAAAAGAGCAGGACGUUGCCACCAUUUGCCAUCAUUCACUUUAUUAAACGCAGGCCCCGUGUGUGUUUUAAUAAAACAGCAUCUG